AUGUCUACAACGCAGGAGUCACUGGUUACCACGACCCUGGUGCCAUCUCAGUCAACAAUUUUACCUUCCGAUAGUACGUUAUCUAGAUCCACAACCAAAACCACGGACUCUCGGCCUAAAAAAGUGAAUGAAUUCAAUGACGGCCGGGAAAAGCCACAUUACACUUGGGGCCAAAGCUGGAAGGAUUGGUUGAAGCAGAGCUGGAGCUCAAACUAUGAUGAUUUGACCAUUGAGAGCAGGUUAUUGUCUCAGUUGCCGUUUUAUCCCGAAAGUGAUGGUAAAAGGAGAGCUAGCGUCAUUAAUACUGAUAUUGGAAAUGGCCAAUUUAUUCAUGAGCUUUAUAUUGAAAAUAUCGAGAAAGAUGAGACACCAGAUAUAUGCAAAGAGUUUGUUCUAGUGCAUGGGUACGCGGCAUCCCUUGGCUUGUUCAUAGACAAUUUUGAUCUGUUGAGCUCUAUACCGGGUACUAAGAUACAUGCUAUUGAUAUUCUUGGUUUCGGAUUAAGUUCAAGACCAAAGUUUCCAAACUUUCCUUCAUCGACUAAGCAAGACGUGUACAAAGUGGAAGACUGGUUCAUAGACCCAUUGGAAACAUGGAGGAAAAAGCGAGGCAUUCAAAAAUUCGUUCUAAUGGGGCAUUCUUUUGGAGGGUAUUUGAGUUGCGCUUAUGCCUUAAAAUACAACAAAACAAUAACGAAUCCAAUGACUGGAUUUAAAUCGAAUUUGAUUGACAAGCUUGUUCUUAUAAGUCCAGUAGGAGUGGAGCGAAAUAAGUACUCAUUUUUGAAUAAGGAAGCAAAUCCACGGAUAUCCGUUGAACAGGAGGUUUUGGCCGACCAAGAGGACAUAGUGGAGGGUAAGCCGUUGGAGGAACCUCCAAAAACUCGUACAAGAAAACUUUUUGAUUACAUGUGGGAGAGAAACUACUCACCUUUCUCAAUUAUUAGAAAUUCAGGUCCAGCUAAGUCCAAGCUUAUCUCGAGAUGGACAACACAUAGAUUUGCUCAUGUUUACUAUCAAAAUCAAGAGAGUUUCCAAAACAUGCACGAUUACAUUUAUAGAAUAUUCAAUGGAAAAGGAUCAGGGGAAUACGCGAUAACUAGAGUAUUGGCAGUUGGUGCAUUGCCCAAAUUACCAUUGAUAGACCGAUGCCCCAAGAAGUUCGUAGAUAUGAAAUUGCCUACGCUUUGGAUGUAUGGGGAUAAAGAUUGGAUGAACGACGAAGCUGGACUAGAAAUGACAAAUGAAAUAAACAAUUUGUCAAUCAAUGAAUAUUCUAAGAAGUUGGCUUCGUUUAAGAUUAUCAGAAACGCGGGCCAUCAUCUUUAUCUUGACAAUCCUCCUGAUUUUACAAGAGUGAUUUUUAGAUUUCUUAAUAUUAAAUAG
Messenger RNA from Lodderomyces orthopsilosis Co 90-125, 1386 nucleotides. RefSeq lists its product as uncharacterized. Gene Ontology annotation, molecular function: A2-type glycerophospholipase activity. Gene Ontology annotation, cellular component: mitochondrial inner membrane. NCBI's taxonomy places the organism in Eukaryota, Fungi, Ascomycota, Pichiomycetes, Serinales, Debaryomycetaceae. The record is from RefSeq and is a predicted model, not a curated record. Gene Ontology annotation, biological process: cardiolipin acyl-chain remodeling. Bases 1 to 1386 code for a protein of 461 amino acids. The transcript has a single exon.